This is a messenger RNA of Pangasianodon hypophthalmus (striped catfish), 3305 nucleotides long. RefSeq names its product cyclin-O. Gene Ontology annotation, biological process: regulation of cyclin-dependent protein serine/threonine kinase activity; mitotic cell cycle phase transition. Gene Ontology annotation, molecular function: cyclin-dependent protein serine/threonine kinase regulator activity. Gene Ontology annotation, cellular component: cytoplasm; cyclin-dependent protein kinase holoenzyme complex; nucleus. The record is from RefSeq and is a predicted model, not a curated record. The coding region runs from base 179 to 1138 and encodes 319 amino acids. The transcript is spliced from 3 exons. NCBI's taxonomy places the organism in Eukaryota, Metazoa, Chordata, Actinopteri, Siluriformes, Pangasiidae.
CUACGCCGCUCCCCAGGUGAGUUGCCACGGCAACGCGGGCACGAGGAGGCAAUGCGCGCUAAGGUACCCGGGAAAACUUCACACGUCACGUCACGCUGUCCAUGACAGUCAUGGUGAGGCUUUGGGAAGAAGUCCGAGGUUCGAGCCUGCGGUAGUGUAGCAGGGAAGAGACACAGCUAUGAGAGUGAACAUGUCCACUUUCAGUGAUUCGGGUUUUGAAGAGGAUCUCCACAGCCCUGCUGCGUCUCGCGAGCAGCGCGCGCGACCGCGUGCCAGGCUGAGCGCCGAGCGCCUGCACUGCGACCACGACGAGAGCUGCUUCAUCAUUCAGACCCACAAGCAGCACCACUUUCAGGCUCGCGACUGUCUGGCUCGCCAGCCACAGAUAACUGCUGAGGCGCGCUGUAAACUGGUGAGCUGGCUCCUAGCCGUUUAUAAACACUUCAAGCUGUCGUUUGAGUCCUGCUGCUUGGCCGUGAACAUCAUGGACCGUUUUUUGGUCACAACGUCAGUGGCAGCAGAUUGCUUCCAGUUGCUCGGCGUGACGUCUUUACUGAUCGCAACCAAACACGUUGAAGUCUGCUCCCCGCGCAUUAAGCAGCUGCUCUCACUCUGCUGUGACGCUUUCUCCAGAGAGCAGCUCUGCAAUCUCGAGUGCCUCAUUCUCCUCAGACUCAACUUCCGCUUGGCUGCACCGACUCUCGCUUUCUUUCUCGACUACUUCGUCAGUCGUGAGUUAUCCAGAUAUGCCAUUGGAACGGAGGAAAAAAUCCCAGAUGAAGGAAACAACAGCAGGAGCUGGAAAGCCCCUGAAGAGCAGCUCUUCAGUGUGAAGAGGUAUAAAUGUUUAGCUGGCAAAGUGUGUGAGUUGAGUCUGGCAGACUACGCUUUCAACAAGUACCGACCCUCUGUGAUUGUACAAAGUGCUCUAAAUCUGGCAAAGGACCUGUUAAGGAGACAAUUAAAAGAGUCCUCAGUCAAACACACCAGCUCGUCAGAGAUGUUAGACUUUCUCUGUGUUGCAGAUAACAACUCACAGGCACUGGACGAUCAUACUUUAAUCCAGCAAUGCACACAAGAGCUAAAAUUACUGGUGUCUCUCAAUCAAGAGUCAAUUCAGGACUUAAUAACACUCUGAACCAGUGCAAAUAUUCUGCGCUGUCAUCUUCAGGACUUUUUUGUUUACCUUUUUUUUUAUUAACUCUGAAGGAUAAGGCCUGUCACAAUCCUGACAUUUUGGUUCAUGAUUAAUUUCCAUAAAAAAAUGCAAAGAAUUGUAUUUUCUGUUGAUAUAUGUUGAUUUAUGACAAUCGAAUAUUAUAUAAUUAUGCACAUACACCUUUCUUGAUAUUAAUCUGUCUGCUUUUUAGACUGUAAAAAUAACAAAUAAUAAUUCUAUAAGCCCUAUUACUGGUAUAUACAGCAGUUUCUGAAUAAUAAACAAUGUAUGAUAGAAAACACUACAUAAAUUAAUGUACUGUGGCAAAACCAGGCCACGGUCAACUGUAAUAGACAAAAGCCUUUACCUUUGUUGACUAAGAAUAAUAAUAAUCCAGUGAUUUGAUUACAUCAGUGAACCUUGAGCAACUUCAUAUGCGUGUAGAAAAAUAUAAAAUCAUAUAAAAAUGGUUAAUCAGUGGUCAAUGAGCUGAAAUAUAUGUGAUUAGGCCAUUAGAAAUCAAAGUAUCUGACCCAUCAUCCCAUAUUCAUUUAUUAAUCAUAUUCAUUUAUGAAUAAUCUGGAUGCUCUUCUUCUUGUACAGUUUACAGCUUGUUCUGGUGAGACUGUAGGAUGAUUGUGUGAUCCGUGCAAAUAUUUGUCUAUCCAGCCCACAUCAGACAUCCCAAAAGUAAGGCAUGUAUUUAUGAUUAUAUGGCUGACAUCAUGGUUAUUUUAUGGAAGCACUUUAUUAUAUACACACGAUAAGGUUGUAUGAUGAAUUCCCAGCCCUUUGACGCAUAGGGAGAAAGACAUAAGCAACAAAAAAGGGAGUAAAAGAUCACUGAUGUACACGAGUAUAGAACAUUCCAAUAUAUAACAAUAUAACAAUGAACUGGUGUUGAUGCUAAGAUGAUCCAUGCAGCCUUGAGCCAAAAAUAGACCUACAAUUAACCACUUAUGGCUGCUAAUUCUAAAGGAUGAGGCAAAUUUGAUGUCUGAUUUGAAUCCAAAAUGAUUUACAAGUGAGGCAGAACCCAAUCCAAGCAUAUAGUGGAGCAGGUGAGGGUUAAGGGCUUUUGCUCAAGGGACCAACAGCUUUUCUAUAGACCUGGGAUUUGAACUCACAACAUUCGGGUCACAGAACAUUAACCAGUGUUAAAGUGCUUGAAUCUGAUACCUUUAAUAUUGACAGAAGAUUGAUGGAAAGUAAAUAAGUGAUGAGCUGUAAUUAGCUGUUCAACUGUUCACUUCAGGAAAUCCAUGCAAAAUGACUGAAUGCCAAACUUUUUGACUUAAACACCAAAUUGUUUUAAGCUACAGUUCACACGUCUGUUAUACGGAGCCUCAGAUUUGGAAAACAGUGCAGGGGAAUUAAGAGCAUGACGCAAAAGCCAGUCUCCUAGCAAAUCAAGGAGCAACAAAGAGACAACAAAGUAAUAUUUACUGACUUUUCCAGCCAUUCAUGGUGCAUGCAAACAGAUGGUGUUUUAUGUUCCUUAAUUCCACUGUGAAAUUGUACUGAAAGCAGAUGUCUGAUGAACUCGUGACAGCUGGGACUUGAUCAAAAAUACAUUUCGUGUUGUGUGGAGGUAUGCCUCGCACCACAGUUGUCAAUCCUGUUAUUAUAUUUAUUAUACUCAUUAUGAUCGUGUGAUGCUGUGUAUGUGGAAACAGGAAGGUGAUCUUAUGAGUUGAGUGAAAACAAUGUGAAAUAUUACUUUUAUUUGGUAGAUAGUCCAUUCUGUGCAUUUACUGAUUUCCGUUCUUUUGAAAAUGUUUAUCAUACACAUGGAUGUCAGAAGUGUUUUUCUUCUCUCUUGAACAGCCACUGAGAUCUUAGAAUUAAGACCAGACUAAACUAUAUUCAUGUAAAAUUGGCCAGGGUAAUAGUUUGCACCUAUUUUGUAAUCACUUUAGAAAAUGAUAGAGCAGAAAAUUGUCACAUUUUUUUUUCCCCAUUUCCCAUUUUCCCAUUAGUAUAGCAUAGACAUUAGUGAUAAGGUCCUGUGUGCCAUUUGAUCUUAAACCAGAGGGAACCUUAUAAUGCUACGGUCACGAUAUGUUGAGUAUCAUUUACUUUUUCAGUGUUAUUUGUUGAAAUAGGUCAUCAUAGGACAGAGUUAUAGAUGAACCAGCAGGGUUAC